Messenger RNA from Porites lobata, 12377 nucleotides. NCBI's taxonomy places the organism in Eukaryota, Metazoa, Cnidaria, Anthozoa, Scleractinia, Poritidae. The record is from the annotation of a GenBank genome assembly.
AUGAUCGCUAGACGCCGCCGAACCAGGUCGAGCGGUGAAGAAAACGAUCUUACUCGAGUGGAAUUUUCAAGCGAAAUCAGCUUCGACACAGCAGCAGCGGACAUGACGACAUGUAGAGACAGAACAUCGGAGUUUAUCUCCGCCGUAAAAUCACUCCAAUCGAGACAGGUGGGUUGAAAAUAAGCCUUAAUAGUGAAGCAUAAUUUUUAGGAAGAAAAUGCCGGUGUAUGCCGGAGUUGUACAAUUAUGUUGCUAAAACUUAAACCACUGAUAUAUCGUUCGUCCUUUUCCGUAACUAAAUUUCUGCUCAACAUGGAGACCCUUUAGAGCCAGGCUGAGACGUUUCGUUAAUCACGGUUCGUGAAGUGAAUGUGCAGCGUCUCAUGUGCAUUUUUGUUUUGGAAAAUAUAGUUCCACGCCGCCAUAACUGCCCCGUGAAAAUUUUGCGGUGUUCAAUCAUUCUCCCUACAUCUCUGAAAAUUCCAGUAGAGCUUUAUAUAAUAUCAUAGUCACGGAUGCAGUCAAAUGUGUCUUCAGUAUUGGUUGUAUGACCUGAGUUGUUGAUAAUAAUAAAGUAUAUGAUAAUGGUUUGGUAUCCUGGAGACCCAUUGUCCCCCAAUAACUGCCAUCACUUAUUAAUUGUUCUUCAAUGUGAGGAAUUUUUUGUGGGGUUAAGUUCCUAUGGGGAGCAAAGUUGGUUCUAGCAUGUAAAUUUACAAUAUUCACAUUCCCAAAUUUUCUUUCCCAUAAAUUGUCAUAAAAUUUGGUAUUGUUUUCAGUUUCCCUCAGGACCAAUAGUCGUCCCUUAAGAAUAAAAAGCAAAACUUAUACAAAAUUUUGUGAAGAAAAAAAAUCAAUAUACUUGUAUUUAUGGGAAUGCGAAUGUCCCAGGUUCAGCCACCUCUCGUCAUCCCUCUAACUCUAAUGGAUGUCUUGUGAGAAAAUGACUGCUUUAUGGCCCCCAUUAUUCUAUCCUUAUGACAAAGUUCUGUCCAGAAUCCAUUCCGAAGUUCUGAUUGGUUUACAUACAUCCAGGAUACAUAUAAUUUACACAAACCACCUGGUCGCAAAUCUGUUGCUUAAAAAUAAAACUGCUGUAUAAAAUUUGAUGUGAUGGGUGAGCAACCUACUCUUAAGUUUGUCCAAACAAGCUUAACAGACUAAGCGAAUGGAAAAAUUGCAUCGCCUCAUAUCACAGCACCUGUUUUCUGAAGCCUCCCAAACAGAAUGGCUCGAGCCAUUUUAUUUUCCAACCGGAAUUUCUGGUUUUUCCAUGUAAAAUUAAUGGUAAGUACCCAUAGUUAAUGACAGCUAUUGUCUAUGAGUCUAAAUGGUCUAAAAAAUGUAUCUCCUAGCACUGGAUCUACCAAGAAACUUCCUUGAAGAUCCUGGUAUACAAGAAGCAUCAGAGUUCUGUUGGUGCCAAAAUUAAUUUGAAAAAGAACUCAAAUUAAGGAGAAGCAGAAUCUAAAAGACUUGCAUAUGGAACCCCCCCCUGACUAUUCAUAGUUAUGUACAUACUGUAUUUACUUACAUGUAACAUUGCUUUUCAGGGAAAUAACUUUACUGGUGGAAGAUUGGAUCAUCAAAGACCAAAUGGACUUCAAAAAAGCCAGUUUUUUGUCAUUGCCAAGUAAGAAAGUAUUGAAUGUCUCUUUUUAUAAACUUAUAAUACAAAUUCUACUGUUAAUUAGGCUGAGUUCUUCAUAUGAUACGAAAGCUGAAUUCAAUAAUUGUUUUAUUAUUCAGUCAAAAUAAUUCCUAGUUUAAAAACAUGGCUGAAACAUGCUUACCUCCAUCGAUCCAUUGAUGUUAGGUUCAUCUUCGAUAGUGCACGUUUAGGUUUGUCCAGCUCAGCAAAUCAUUCUCCAAAUAGCAGAUGUCGCCCUUCGAGUUGUCUUCUUGCUGUUCUUGCCAUGUUUUUAGUUAUUUUUUUCGCCUAGUUCUUACUCUUGAAACGAGUGAAAAUUAAUGUCUACCAUUUGUCAAGUUUACAACCAAAACAACUCAACCUCGUCCCCAGGUCUUCUCGGUUAACGGUGCCUUAACCUGCGCGAACGCUGCACAAAAUUCUUUCAAAUUUGGUCAUCAGAAACUGGUUAUGGUGAAUUAUGCGUGUGCUUUUAGGCAAUCAGAAUCGGGAAAAUAUUUUGAGUGAAUAAUAAGAGUGCUUAACACAUCGUGUAUGGUGGUUCAUGUACAUUUAAAUUACUGAAAAUGAAUGCCAGGUUCAAUUGAUGAUUUCAAAAAUGCUUGAAUUUCUGCUAAGCUAUCUUUAUCUUUAUCUUUUUUUCUAUCAAUUAUUAAUAAAAUCUAAUAAAUUAAUAAAAUAAAUAUUUAUUCAAUUAAACAGUCUGAGAAAUUGAAUAAGAUAAAUUGAUAAGAUUUAUUCAAACACAACAAGUUAAAAUCAAACAGCUUUUCUUUUGGUUCUAUUUUUCAUAUUUUCAAUAAAAGUAUACAAUGUAGCCGGGAAAAUGCUGGCUCUUAAUGACAACCCUGAUUAUGCCAGUGGGUUGAUAUCAUUUUGCUGCACAAACAUGUAACCUAUACUUUGCAGUUAAUUUUAAACAAUGGCAUGAGAUAAUAAAUUUUGAUACAAAAUAAUUGUUGUACUGUACUUUUCUCAUUUUGCUCUUCAGACACAUUGGCAAGGACAUCAGUAACACAUUUGCAAAACUGGAAAAGCUUGCUAUCUGUAAGUUUGUUCAUAGCUUUAGUCUUAAUGAUUGUAUGUUUGAAAAAUAGAAAAUAAUUUUCCGUGGCAAAUGAUGUUUCCACAGAAAUGAUAUCAAAAUGUUCAAAACUUGGUUUCAUUGCGAAGUUUUGAUUAGAUGUUGAUGUCAUUUUUAUGGUCUACAAUAGUACAAAGUAUACCAUGGAAAAGGUUUUUUUUUUGCAAUAACAUUGAAAGUUUUAAAUGUUUUAAUGUAUUCCUGGUAAAGUUUCUUGGAAAACCUUGUGCUAGAGACAGAUAAAAAUGAAAUUGAUUGCACCAUCAUAAAAUCAGUUCCAUGUUCUGUACUGUCAUUGACUACAGCUCAAAUGACAAAUCAGUGCACUGUCAAGAAAUAACUCAGAUGCAGCAUUUUAACGAUCUCAACUCAGUCUCAUAACAAAUUCUCUGGUAAGUUUUACCCACACAAUAAUAGUAGAGGUUGAGUUCUGCAAAAAAAAUGUAAAAAUGAUUGGAAAAUACCGUGUAACUGAGUGUUGCUGCAUUUGUUAUUUACAGACAUACUGCAUUUGGGAUGUGUAUCCUUAUUGUAGUUCACUAUAAUGAACAAUAUUUAUACAGUGUAUUAGUAAAAUCCAACUAGUGGUCUAUUAUCAAUGCUGCAUCCUGAUUGGUUUAGCUAUUACUAGGCUAUACUGUAUGUUAUAGCCCACUGGUAGCGAAAAGCGCUGGCUUUUUGGCAGCAAAAGAAGGAUUAAAAUCUAGCUUUAACUAGCUUAAGUUGUUUUGACUUGAUAUUUUUGACCAACUUGUUGGAUUUUAUCAAAACAAUUAUUCCUCUCGCCCUCAUGACUUCUGAGUCAGUAAGGCCUCAUGGGCUAUUGACUCUCGAGGAAUAAUUGUUAAAUAUAAUGAUACAGCAAAAAGGAUCAAAAUGUUCGGAUGACUACAAUCAAACAAAGAAGUAUAGAAGAUUUAAAAUGUUGAAAAAAUUUUCCUAUCUUUAUAAAUAGAAUGAUCAUAAAAGGUCGUACUUAAAAACUAAUCUAUUUACAGUGUACAGACGUAUUCUUAAAAUGUUUGGUGUUUAUUUUGGGCCUACAUGACAGCCUUUGCGUCUUAGGUCAUAGGUUAAAUCGAUCUUCUCUUGUGGAAAGCAGACCUCCAGCGGGUGGUUAUCACACUGUUUAACUUUCUUUAAAAUCACUUUAUCCUAUUUUUGCAUAAACAUCUAAUGUUCAAUGGAGCAAAUAUAAAAUGUAACUUAUGGCAUCAAAGUUGGUGGAAAACAUUGUUUAUUUUUUUUCUUUUUAAUCAUUCAGUGGCCAAGAAAAAAUCCUUGUUUGAUGACAGACCAAUGGAAAUCCAAGAGCUGACUUAUAUAAUAAAGCAGGUACAGACCAGUACAUAGUUGUUUUUUAAAUUAUAAUGAUUAUUACAGCUGUGCUGUGUUUAGUUGCAUACAGUCAACAUCAACAGUCAUUUUCAGCAGUGACUUAAGUACUCCUGCAUCAACUCUUCAACUGUUUGUCUAUUUUUUUUUCAGUUAAUUUUUAUGUUAACAGUUUCCAUAGAAACUAUAAACAAUUUUUUUUUUCACUGCAAGAAAUCACGCUCUAAUUUCUUUGACAAAACAGUUCAUGUUGUUUCAUGCUUACAUGUUAGUGCACAACAGACGUAACAAAAACUGUAUACAUGUGUUCUCUUUAGCGAGCUAUUUUUUGCUUUAAUUACUAGGUGUAUGUGACUCCUGUAUGAGCAUCAAGAUACAGCUGUACAUGUUCACGUGUGUGGAGUUUACACAUACUGUACAUUGUACAGUGUACCCAAAAGAACUCCUGAAGACAGUCACUUCACUCUUCACUGUACAUGUAGAUUGGAACCAAUACACAUUCAACAAAAGUUGAUUUUUUUACCAGCCAACUUCCUUUUUUAAUCCUAGUGAAAGGAUGCUUGAGUCAUUGAUAUUGGUAGUCAAGAAAUAAAAUUUAUUAUAAUUAAGCUAUGGAGUGAAUUUUGUCCAUGAUUAUGAAAAGUUUUGUUUUCUUUGAUUCAACAUGUGUUCUGCAGUUGCCAUUUUGAAUUUUGACCUAAUAUCUGGCCAUUGUUCUCCUAGAGAUGCUUAACAUACCUAAUUUAAUGCAUAACUUAGUGAUUCCCUCAUGUAAUCAAUCUGCUGUACAUAUUUGUACACUUGCCAAUAUCUUCAAGAUUAUAAAUAUAAACUCAACUUUUAGCAGAGUUGGGGCUUAGAGAAAUAUGUAGAGAUGAAACCAAAAAAAGCUCUCAUUGGGGGAGAAUAUAUAUUUGUUUGUUUUGUUUUUUUCCCCGAAGCUAUAACAAUAUGCUAUGCAACAGAAAACAUUAUUAUUCUUUGUUUAUGUUUUAGGAUAUCAAUAGCCUCAAUCAGCAAAUAGCCCAAUUACAAGAGGUUGGUUAUUAGACUGAUCUAUUUUUUUUCCUUAGUAAUACAAUACAAGUUUGUUACUUUGGUUUGAAUUCAAAUGCUCACCUGUCAGGAAGUUAUCAUAAAUUUGCUCGUUGUUUUUAAAUGGACAAAUUUUUGUACAACGUAAGUGUUUUCUUGCACAAGGCAACUUGUUGAACGGUAUAUUAAUUUUGUUAAUGUGUUCGUGUGAAUUUAUUAUUAUUAUUUUUUUAUUUAUAAUUAUUUUUUGCAUUCAUUAUUUACAUUUCGUCUCUAUUUCAGCUUGUGAGAUCCAAAGCCAGCUCACAAGGGAAACAUUUACAGACACACUCCAGUACAGUGGUGCUCUCCCUACAGGUUCAGUCUUUACAAUGCAGGGUUUUCAAUAAGAGCGGGCAGCCGGCAAAAUUCGCCAGCUAUUUCAUGUCAACUCUCCACCUAUUAUUCUUUGGAAAUUACCCCCCCCCCAAAAGCCAGAAUUUAAUGUUGUCUUUGUUCUGUUCAAACACUCUCCAAGUUUUGCUCCGCAAUGCUGUAAAUGCACUCUUAAAGGCCCAGAUUUCAACAUUUUUUCACCCCCUAGCAUCUCGUGCCUUUGGCACUCGCAAGGUGUGAGUUUAUUUCCCUUUCUGCCUACUCCAAAGCUUUUGCCACCUACUUAAAACCUUAUUGAAAACCGCGCAAUGAAUUACUUUUACACAGGGUUUACAGAAAAACCAAUUGGGGGUAUUCAAUUUACAGAAGCUCAGUGUACUGUAAGAUUUUUUUAAAAUUCAUGUGCAUUAAAAGCUGAUCUGAGGACAACAUUUUUAUACAUGACUCAAAGCAAUCUCCCAAUCUCAAAGCAUUAUACCUUUACAGUACUAUUGUUACAUUUUAUGAGCAAAAUUUUGACUUGUUCAUUGUUAUUUUUCAUUGUAGUCAAAACUGGCGAGGAUGUCAAAAGAUUUUAAAGGUGUCCUUGAAGUAAGGACUGAGGUGAGAGCCAAGAAUUUACACUGUAAAUGUACAGUCAUAUGACAUUCUAUCAAUUUUUAAUGUGAUUUAUUUUAAUUGUUUAUUAUUUAAGCAAUACAAAACGUUUCCCAUGUUUGCAUAGCCUGAUGUGAACAUGAGAGGGGUUGGGAGAAGUUAAUUGAGACAGCUCGACUUUGGGUUUGCAUAACUGUCGAGAAUUCUCCUUUGGGCAACCCCUUGGGUGUUAAUAUCAGACUAUGCAAAUACAAGAAAAAAUGUUUUCUAUUGCUUUUAUAAAUCAACUUUACCAAUAAAAAAUGCAAAUCUCUUUGUUAAGGCACUGAUUGAAAGAGAAAUUCUUACCAGUCGUGACGUCUUGUACACAAAGUCUUGCAUGCGUAAUCAGUUCUUGUUUCGCAAAAAAUAUGGUUGAUUCCAAAUAAGGAUUUUUUAAAAUGUCAGCUUAAGGGAAAAAAAAUGACACAGCCUGUUUGUAAAGAUAUUCCAAGUUGCAUCCGACAAGGAAAUUGGUAAAUAAAGUAAACUUGUCAAGUUUUCAACUCAAAAAACUUUUUCAAAUUUGUGCUUACAUGAUUAGUGCACGAAAAGUAAAAGGUCUUGACGUCACAACCACGUUUGUAUACUCUAAUGCAAACAUGCCUCUUGGCCAAUUAGAGCCCACGUACAAUCUUAGUUAUUUUUUAAUACAGGUUAUUUAUUAUUAUUAUUUUGUGCAGGAAGAGGAUUGAAGAGGGUGUUUGUUUAGUGUGCAUUAUUGAAAUUGAAAGGGUGCCUGGGAUAUACAGUGUACUGUAUGUUACAGCUCAAAAUUAAAUUCAGGGUGAAAUUUGUUUACCUAGGUUGAUUCUCAAUUUCCUUUGUCUCCAAGCCCUAAUCCACGAAUAAUUAAGGCUGGAAGGUGAAGAAAAUAUUAUUGAGAAUCAACCUAGGUUAAGAAAUUUUAAGCUCAAUUUAAUUUUGACUUGUAACACAUAGCCCUAAUGUAUUAUAAGCAACUUGUAAUGCACAAAUACAUUUUUCUUUCCAUACUGGUGAAUCAAUGGGAGGAUAAUUUUACAAGGAUUCAGCCAGGUCCUUAUUCUGCGUAGCCCUUUAGUUAAGUUUGGUUGAGUUACUAUUCAAAUUCCUUGGCAGUAUCCCACUUUUCAUUGCUAGCAGACAUCAUAUAUUUUAAAGCCUUGCCCUUUGUCACGUUGAGCCGCAGCAAUUUCCCUGUAAGGCUGUGCUCUGUUAAUUUGUAGCUAGGGAUAAAGCUGUGGAUGAUCAGGUUAUCUUUUGUGCGUACAUGUAAGAGGUAAACAGCUAUGUCUUGCCUAACCUGCGUAGCAAGCAUUUCUGUGCGGUUUUGGAGCGAAGAACAAGGAACGAGAGUGCUCUUGUUCCAUUUUUUGCGUGGCCAAAACCAAAAUUCUCGUUCCUCAGUCUUUCUUUGCUCCAAAACCAAACGGAAACGCUUGUUGCUCAGGCUAUGUCUUGCCAUGACUUUAGUGGUUACCUUUCAGUGAAAUCAGAAAUGCGUGAUGUCUAACUCCUCAAUUCUCAUUAGCCCAUAUGAGAUUCUGUUGUUAUAAAUGUACCUACAGUCCAUGUGCAUUUAGGUCUCUAGGAUUGCGUCCCAGAUAAGGGGAUGGGUGAGGGACAUUGACAUUAUGGAUCAAUUAUGGUGUCUGGGGAAGCUGCCCACCUACAUCAACCCCUCCCCUAAGCUAACAUUUUGCCCUAAGUGAGAAUUGAGUGUUAAUAUUAGCUUAAGGGAGGGCUAGGUAGUCAGUUACACAGAAAUCUCAAUAACGACCCGAAAGUACUGUCCGGGCAAAGGUCUUCUGGUACACAUGUAGGGGAAACUGCCCACCUACCCAUCCCCUAAACCAACAUUUUACCCUAAGUGAGAAGGAAGUGUUAAUGUUGGCUUAAGGGAGGGGUAGGUGGUCAGUUACCCAGAACCCUCAAUAAUAGGGACCUUAAGCAAAGACGUUUUAGAGCCACGCACAUCAACCGGAAGUGAGGCCUUCUCCCUUUUUAUAUGCCUUGACACUAACAAACUUGUAUUGCUGAGUUUCUUUUCUCUUUUAAAGACGAUUUACCCGAGAGUUUCAACCAAAUCAUUCCCCAGUGAUGCAAAAAGUCCACUUCCGGUUGACGUCCGUCGCUUAAAAACGCUGUUGCUUAAGCUCCCUAAUGAUUCAAAAGUACUGUGUCCAGGCAAAGGUCUUCUGAUACACGUGUAGGCACCCUCUGAAAGUUGACAGUAACCUUAACAACCUGAACUCCCUUUUUUUACUAGAACCUUAAACAGCAGAAGGAAAGAAGAGAACAGUUCUCCCAAGGUAGUGCAGUAGACGGUCUGCAGGCCACAGCAAUACAGGGAUCCAUCCUACAAAGAUCUAAUGCAGCAAGGGGAGGCAGUGAUGCAGUGGCCAUUGAUAUGGAUCACUUAGAUAGCAGACCACACAUGUCUAAUGACAUGAGUCAAAUGCAGAUAGUUGAACAACAGGUCAGUUUACACAAUGCAUUAACUCUUGAAACCUUGAUAUCAUCAAUAUUAUUUUAGUGGCCAUCGACAUGGAUCACUUACAUAGUAGGCCCCACUAUUGUCCCACGAUAUGUGCCGGGGGAAGUACGGCAGUAGAGCAAUGGGCUCUUGAAACCCUAACAUAAUCAGUAAGGGCAAACCUCUUUAAUGCAGAGGGAGCCAUAGAAAGUGUUCCCAUUGAUGGGGUGUCUGUAUUAUUAAGCGGGUUGAAUAGAAAGGAGAAGUGUGACGUCACGUUACCAUGGUAGCAAAAUUUCUGAAUCACAAUAAUAGAGAGCUUAAGCAACGAUGCUGGCGACGGCAAAGGGAACUGGAAAAAGGCAAUGGGUUUAUAUCCGCAAAACAACAACUCUGCACGUGCAUCACGCUUUUUUGCACGUUUCUUAGCCAUCGUUGCAUGACUGCGACGUGAAACGUACUAAUUUCACGCACCCGCUUCACGACAUAGCUGAACACAACGCCAGAAAAUUUCGCCAACAUUUAACGAAUUAAAUUAAAUUGAAUAAGAUCGAUGAAUUUUAAAACAGUGCGAAUUCACUUUAUAAGUGACGUUUUCGGUUGUUGUCAUCCAGAAAUUUUGCCACCAUGGCAAUGUGACGUAACGACUUCUCCUAGAGAAAAAUUAAUGUUAUGGUUUCCUUUCCCCAGGAACAGUGACGACUGUUGGUAAUAUAGUGUAUGGGGUGUCCGUACUAUUAAGCGGGAGUCCGAAAAGUGGGGUGUGGCUGUAUUUCCAAUAUUAUUCUCUAGACUGUUUUCUAUACGUUUCUUUUCUACUGAUGAAAGAAUUAAUUUUGUUGAACAAUCAAGACUUUUUUCAAGUUGGCGAUCAUUUUUUUUUUCGUCGUGACCUUUAUGUUUAAUUUAGUAGGGCUGGAUGUGUUUAUGCUUGAACCCUGAUUCCAUCUUACCAAUUAAUUAUUUUAAAUUAAAGAAUGACCACAGCAAACUACUUGUAUUUCUGCUUUAUUUGGCUAGGAUGAGUACAUUCAAUCUCGGGCAAAUGCCAUGGAAAACAUUGAGUCGACCAUUGUAGAACUGGGCAGUAUAUUCCAAGAACUUGCACACAUGGUCAAGGAGCAGGAGGAACAGAUUGAAAGGUCUGGUGCAUGAUUACAUUAACUUUGUAUUUUAACCCCCCCUCCCCUUCCAACUGAUCGUUGUUAAGGCUGGUUUCUGUUUUGACUACGAUCUUAAAUAAAAAUCCUAAAAACAGUCGAACCUCCAAUAACGGCCACCCCUCCACAACGACCACCUCGCUACAACAGCCACUUUUUUCUCCCGGCAGAUGGUCCAUAAACUUUACAUGUACAUUGACUCUUGUUUAAACCUCUCUGCAACGGCCAUGGCCACUAAAGCGAGUCCCCAGCUGCCAAAAUAACCUCUCUACAAUAGCCAGUUUUUUCAGUGACUGGUGAAAAUGUGUUUCCGAUGAAAGAAAUAUAUAACAUAUAAUAAAGAAAGAAGCUAAUGGUCUUAAACAAGGUGCAUGAAGGUUUUGCAUACAUUGUCCAAAGCUCUGCAGCGUGUGAUUUCAGGUUUAAAAGUUUUGACCAACAUUGAUUUUCAAUUAUUUCCUUUGUCUUCUGGGGCUAAGGGACAUUGUAAAUUAAGAAUCAAUCUAAAUUAAAAUUAAUCAAUUUAAAGUAAAAUUAACCUGAAAUCAUAUUUAACCUGCAACAUACGAUACCCACGAUCUGUAAGUCAAAAGAAGGUGAUAGGAGUUUGUAGGGGAGGGGGGGUCAUCUACAAUGUAGACCCUGAGAUAAGGGGGGGGAGGGGGCGGUCUCCAAAAAUUUUUUUUCUGUUUUGUCUAACUGACCCUCCUAACUGACGUCUAACCCUCCCCUGGAUCCGCCAGAGAGACCUCCGCUAGCAGGGAAGCUCUGACCACAAGCUGAAUUUGUUUCUCGGCCGUCCCAAAUUUAAUCCUCGGUCAUGCUUAUAAUUAGCCUACUGGUUGCCUUCUGCCAGGUGGGAUUUUAAUUCCUGUUCUAUUUUAAUUAUUUUGUUUCCAAUUAUUUAAGUGGAGCUCCUUAAAACUAGCUAAAGUAGCUAAGUGCACUUCCACGAUAAACAAAGUAUUUACCAUUUUGGUUUUAAUGUUUUUUUAAGGAUUGAUGCCAAUGUAGAAGCAACAGAACUUAAUGUAGAGGCAGCGCAUGGAGAACUUCUCAAAUAUUUCCAAUCAGUGACAUCCAACAGAUGGUUAAUUGUCAAAAUAUUCUGCGUUCUAAUCGUCUUCUUCAUUGUUUUCGUUGUCUUCAUGGCAUAAAUUAGCGCAAUGAUAUAAUAAAUAUGGGUCAAUUAUAAUUAUUGAUUAUAACCAUAAUUUAUAAUUAUAAUUAUUAUAAUUAUUCAUUUUCAUCAUAUUUUAAGAUGAUAUGAUAACUAUAAUUACAAUUUAUAAUUAUAAAUUAUAAUUAAUAGUUGUCAGUUAUAAUAAUUAUAAUUACUGAAAUGUAAUAUCUAAUAUGUAUAGUAUGUUUGGAUGAUGUUGUCCGUUGUCACAUCUGUCCAUUCCUGCCUAGCUCUUUGGGCUGUUGAAGCUGUGUCACGAAAUUUAUGAAAAUUCAAACUGUGGAAACUGCCACCAAAUUGAGUGAAUCAUAAAAAUAACUGAUUAAAACGUUAAAAGAAAGUGUAAAUAACACAGCAAAUACAAAAGGAAACACGGAUGCACAAACUUGAAGAAGUAUGAAACGGAUUGAAAUUGUGGUUUUUGAAAAAGUGUUUGCCUAACAGUUUUUCAGAGUUCAUAUUGUUUGCCACCCAUGACACAGCCCCUUUAACACUGAGAACUUGAAACAGUUUAGUUCCUAGGUUCUCUCCUACUCGUCCUGCGAGGAGAGAACCCUGGGAAUGAGGUUGAACUUAAAAGAGAGACAGGGAAAAGAUAUUUGUCGCAGUGAUGGUAGCUGAUAUAUAUUCAUUUUGUACAUGUGGUAUAUUUAUACUACAAAUCAUACGUGUACCUUCUAGCCUGAAGGAAACCAAUUGGUGGUUUGAAGCUUGUUGGUCGACAAGAACUAAAGCUUUUCACUGCGCGUGAAACUAAUCUCUUUAUAUGCACAUUCUGUGAAAGAGAUUUGAAUUGUUUUGUGAACCAACAUGCAUGGCUUCCUUUUCAUGUGGUUGUAAACCAAGAAUAUUUCUUGCUGCCUUUGACGAACUUACCUCAAGACUGACUGGCCAUUCAUCCUUCACGGGCAUUCAUCUUAGCAUUAUGUUCUUUUCGAUAUUUUUCUUUAGAUUUCACUCUCAACGUAUAGAAAACACAGGGGAUGUCUUAUAGAAAUCAUGGUAACAGAUAUUUGUUGCAACGAAUAGAUCUCUGAGGGUAUCUCAUUGGUUAGUUAUGUCCCUCAUUUAGAUCGACGUUUACGUCAUAUAUUACCUGUAAAAUUAUGAAAAACUCAGCAGUAAUAGGCAUCUAUUGUUAUGAUUUACUGACCUUAAGCUCCGUGAUAUAGUUUGACGACUGCUGCGUUGAAAUGAAUGAAUAAUGAGAAACGGUUUUUAGAAGGGAUGUCAAAAGAGACGUGUCCGUCGAAAUGUUAUUUUACGCUGAGAGGGAUUAAUAAAAAUAAAAUUAACCUCAUGUUGAAGUCUGCCGUGUUAACAGAAUUUCAUGGUCAUGUCCUGUGUUGCAAAUUUUCACCACUGAAGAAAAAAACUGCUGCCAUUACCCCGAACUGGAGAUUAGGAUUGCGGACUUCCUCUUGUUGCCCGCAAUGAACUUGAGCGAUCGUAAUGCGAUC